AUCUAUGGUAAAUUGACAUGAAAAUUUCUGUGGGUGCUUGCAGCAAUGCCCUUGCCAUCAAGUUUCCAUGGCAAGAAGUGACUGCAUGUGUGUUAGAAAUAGAUUGUUAAAAUUUGAAUCCACUAUAUUUUCGCAGAGGUAAACUAUACUCAAGUCACGUAAAUAGCAACAAAAAGAUUUACAUGUACUUCAUUUAAAUACCAUGAAAUAUGGUAUCAUGUUGUAUACAGCCAGUAUAUUAUACUCUACAACUCUUAUACACCAGAUGGCACUUUGAAUGCAUUUCAGUCAUGGGUUAGUUGUGAUUGGCUCUCUCAGUGUACAGGGAGCCCUUUUGCAUAUCGCCUUUGGAAAUAUAAGAGCUAUGUUUCCAACUGUCACCAAAUAGUGUUCUGUUCAGUGUGCCACACUAAACCAUAUAUGCACCUGAGCUUGGGUAACUAUUAUAUUUACAGCUAUUUAACGUGUCUUUUCUAUACUUUUCAUUUUCCAGAAAACAAAAGAUUUAAAGUUUGUAUUGGCAGAUGGUAUUGAUGCUGUUAUACAUGGGAAGGGGUGUUGUAGAAUGUUACAAACCAUUUUGCUGAGUUGCUCAUGAUAUGAGUGCAUUACAUUUGUCAUUUCUCUCAUCAAAUAUUUGCAGAGUACCAUGGACAACAUAACUUCUGAAACAACUUUCAUUCUGAAGAUGUAUGAAAAGAUGGACCAUCAGAAAUAUUUAUAUUUCACUGUUUUUCUUCUACCGUACAUUUUAACCAUUGCCUUGAAUACACUUUUAAUUGUAGUUGUUUAUAAGGAACGAGCCCUGCAUGAACCAAUGUAUAUUUUCAUUUGCAAUUUAUCAUUUAAUGGAAUAUACGGAAGCACAGCUUUGUUGCCACAUAUUAUGACUAAGCUUGCUACACAGUCAUACACGAUCUCUCUGGUAAACUGCCUCAUUCAGGUAUUUUGUAUACACACUUCUGGUAUUGUUGAACUGAUGACGCUGGCUAUAAUGGGAUACGACAGAUAUGCUGCCAUAUGCACCCCAUUACACUAUCAUGCCAAUAUGUCUCUAAGAAAGGUUAAAAUUCUCAUUGCAGUAGCCUGGCUUUUUCCUCUUUGUUCUUUCCCACUAUAUUUAGCACUGACAAUCCAGCUGUCCUUCUGCAACAAUGUAAUUCGUAAAACCCACUGUACUAAUUUUGAUCUAGUUAAACUUUCCUGCACUAGUACUUUGAUAAAUAACAUUGUUGGACUCCUAACAAUGGGUGUUUAUAUGUUCCCUCAGCUCUUUGUGAUUUUGUUUUCAUAUGUUAAGAUCCUUAGAAUCUGCAGAAAAGCAUCCAAGGAGUGUCAAAACAAAGCACUUCAAACAUGCAUACCACAUGUGUUGAUUGUUAUGAACUUUUUUUUUGGUUCUUGUUUUGAAUUUAUUAGUGCCCGCAUGACAGACAACCAAGUACCAUUUGGUGUAUCAGUAUUUAUGUCUCUGUAUUUCUUGAUUUUGCAACCACUCUUUGAUCCUAUAAUAUAUGGUAUGAGCACACUUAAAUUGUAUAUUGUUAAGUUUCUUCAAAAGAGGAAACUGUCACCGGUAUUGUAAGAGAUAAUGUCAUGUUUUCCAUUUUAUUGUUUUAAAAGUCAUAUCUGCAUACAAAAUAUUUUUUUUUUUGUGAUAGUACUGUAAGUUGUGUUUCAUUCUCUCUUUAAUGUUAGAAUAAUGCACCGAACAGACUGAAUAGCAAUAUUGGACAUCCAGUACUACAACAUGGCAUAUAUGUAAUAUAUCCAAAUGGGGAAAUCAGAUAACAAUUUCUGUAUUUUAUCAUUUAAUAAAUCUUAAAUUAAUCUGCCUCUGAGAAAAAGUCUUAUAUUAUCUUCUUCAAGUAAUAUCCUUUUGAAGAAUCUGUUGGAAAACUCUGUAACAUAUAUAAACUAACAUAUAUUAUGUAGUUUUGAACUGCUUGACAGCUUAAUGUGGUUGAUAGACAACAUAUGCUGGGGACAGUGUUCAUGUAUAAUUAUCUGUGAUCUGUAGCUGAGUAAAGUGGUAUCCUUCAUUUCAAUGGCACGAUGAAUCCGACAUAAAUGUUAUAC
Clupea harengus (Atlantic herring) is the source of this 2079-nucleotide messenger RNA. RefSeq names its product olfactory receptor 4B13-like. The record is from RefSeq and is a predicted model, not a curated record. Gene Ontology annotation, cellular component: membrane. Gene Ontology annotation, biological process: G protein-coupled receptor signaling pathway; detection of chemical stimulus involved in sensory perception of smell. NCBI's taxonomy places the organism in Eukaryota, Metazoa, Chordata, Actinopteri, Clupeiformes, Clupeidae. Gene Ontology annotation, molecular function: odorant binding; G protein-coupled receptor activity; olfactory receptor activity.